Molecule: messenger RNA, 1088 nt
Organism: Hibiscus syriacus
Lineage: Eukaryota; Viridiplantae; Streptophyta; Magnoliopsida; Malvales; Malvaceae
Product: heat stress transcription factor C-1-like
Exons: 2
Coding region: 40-954 (304 amino acids)
Biological process (GO): regulation of transcription by RNA polymerase II
Cellular component (GO): nucleus
Molecular function (GO): DNA-binding transcription factor activity; RNA polymerase II cis-regulatory region sequence-specific DNA binding
Source: RefSeq, a predicted model, not a curated record
UAAAACUAAGAAUCUGCGUUUCGUCUUGCAUGUUUGAUCAUGGAGGGUAACGACGUCGUUGCGCCGUUUGUUGCCAAAACUUAUGAGAUGGUUAAUGAUCAGAUGACAGACGGUCUCAUCACUUGGGGCAAAGCUAAUAACAGUUUCUUGGUCAUCGACCCUUUAGAUUUCUCCAAGAAGAUCUUGCCCUUUUACUUCAAAAACAGCAAUUUUUCCAGCUUCGUUCGCCAGCUCAAUACCUAUGGUUUUCGGAAGGUGGAUCCAGAUACGUGGGAAUUUGCAAAUGAAUGGUUUCUUCGAGGCCAAAAGCAGCUGUUGAAGAAAGUUGUGAGGAGAAAGCACGGGAAAAAUCGAUACAUACAACUGAAAGCCGAGGAUUUUGAUGAAGAUGACGAUGUUUCAAGGGAAAUAUCGAGGCUGAAAGAGGAACAGAAGACUUUUGAACAAGAGCUGCAAGGGAUGAACAGGCGGUUAGAGACGACGGAGGGACAGCCGCAACAGAUGGUGGCGUUCCUUCACAAGGUCGCCCAAGAUCCUGAUCUCCUUUGCCGUAUGAGGGUCGAAAAGGAGAUGAACGGAUUACUCGCGGCGGAGAAAAAGCGGCGCUUGAAGAUGACGUCGCCGCCGUCGUAUUAUUCUCCGUCUGAUUCUCCUUAUUCAAGAGCGGCAGUUUCGAGCAAUUCGGGGAAAUCUGAAGAUGAAGGAUGGCAUCCUGAAUUAAUUUCGCCAUUAAAGUCGCCCGGGGAUCGCAGUACUGUCAUGAGCCAGUCGCCGCUCCUGGCACCGCUGUUGAUUGAAAACGGCAUGAUGAUGUCUUCGUCGGGGAUGAUUAGUAUACCAGGGUAUGGUGAUACGAAUGGGCCAUUGGGUUAUUUAGGAGAAAUGACGGCGGCAGGGGUGGAGGCGCGUGUGCCACCGCCUUAUCCAUUUUCUCUAUUAGGGGGUGGCUUUUAGUUGGUUGCUUCACGUGAAAUAUCUUGUAUUCUACCUUUCUUAUUGAUUUUUCAUUUUAGUUUUAGAUUUUCCGCAAUUUGUAUUUGUUUUCAUUUUUAUAUAUAAUUAAAAGUACUUAAUUAUAAGGUUAAAAA